GCUUGGGUUUUGAAGAUCAUGGUGGUGUGGUACAGAGAAAACACUCUUUUUCUGCAUGUUCAUUGUGCAUACUUCUGUGGCACGAUUCUUGUCCUCACUACAGGGCGGACUUGCAACCUUUUGUCGUGAGUUGGAGGUUCUGUCUCGGCAGCGACACCCGUUCAUUCUUCGUCUUCUUGGGGCUACAGUCAGUCCCCCAGAUCAUUGCUGGGUCAUUACAGAACUUCUACAUGGAGGAACUGUUACAGAGUGGUUACAUGGAGAGAAGAAAAGAACUUGGUACCGAAAAGUCCCCCUCCCUGCAUUGACAGAGCGGCUGCGCAUUGCCCUAGAGGUGGCACUAGGAAUGCAGUAUCUUCACGAACAGAAGCCGAUGGUUGUCCAUCGCGACCUGAAGCCGAGCAACAUAUUUCUUGAUGACGGACGGCAUGCUCACAUUGCUGACUUUGGAUAUGCACGUUUUCUUCGGCCCAGCGACAUGUAUCUGUCUGGAGAAACAGGCACCUACAUGUAUAUGGCACCGGAAGUUGUGAGAAGAGAUCAAUACAACCACAAGUGUGAUGUGUACAGCUUUGGGGUGUUGUUGAAUGAACUCGUUACUGGCGUUCCUCCAUACAUAGACAAGCAAUUGACACCGGUCCAGAUUGCCAAUGGUGUAGCCGAUGGGUGGCUUCGGCCUGCUGUGUCGAAGAGUAUGCAAAGUGAUUUGCUGGAGUUAAUCUCAUCAUGUUGGAGCCAGGAUCCGCAGAAGCGACCAAACUUCUCUGAGGCGGUUUCUGUGCUAAAAGCAGUUCGGGAACGAGCUGUAUACCAGAGACUGGUUCCGAGGAGCUUCACGUCUACGGGUUCUUCUGGGACUACAACAUCUCCAACAUCAGAGUGAGAAUGAUUUCCAGUUUGAGAAGGCACUUGUGUUCUCUCUCCUGCAAUUGAAAGCUUGCUGCAAAUGCAUGAAGGCUUCACUUCG
Messenger RNA from Chara braunii, 967 nucleotides. The record is from the annotation of a GenBank genome assembly. NCBI's taxonomy places the organism in Eukaryota, Viridiplantae, Streptophyta, Charophyceae, Charales, Characeae.